AUGCUUACACUUGCAAUUUCUGAUCUAUUUAUACCUGAAAGAUCAAUUGAUUUACCUCCAAAGUUCAAAAAACUAUUAUCACCAACAAACAACAUCCCAUCAAACAACAAAAUCCAAAAUGUAAUCUGCCUUGGGAAUAUUAUAAAUUCACAAACUACCUUAUCUUGGUUAUCUAACAUAUCACCAACUUUUAAAAUAGUUAGAGGAGAAUAUGAUGAUGAGACUCUAAUUAAACAACAAUUAGAUAUUAAAGACGUGCCUAUUUAUGGUAAAUUCCAACACGAUAAUUUGAAAAUUGGAUAUACUAAUGGGUUUCAAAUUGUUCCUAAAGAUGAUCCAUUGGCACUAAGUUCAUUUGCAAGAGAAUUAGAUGUUGAUAUUUUAAUAUGGGGUGGGACUCAUAAAGUAGAAGCAUAUACUUUAGAUGGUAAAUUUUUUAUAAAUCCAGGAAGUGCCACUGGUGCUUUUAAUUUCGACUGGCCAGAGGAGGAAGAUGAGGAUGAGGAUGCGGAGGAUGCGCAAGAUGAAAAAGAUGAAAAGAAGGAAAAGAAGGAAGAGACAGAUGAUAAGGAGAUCAAUAAAUUGUACGAAAUAGAAGAAUCUAAUACAAACAUUCCUUCAUUUUGUUUAUUAGAUACUCAAGGAUCAACCUGUACCCUUUAUAUAUAUACAUAUCUUCAAAACGAAGUUAAAGUAGAUAAAAUUACAUAUACAAAAUCAUGA
Molecule: messenger RNA, 723 nt
Organism: Insectozyma verbasci
Lineage: Eukaryota; Fungi; Ascomycota; Pichiomycetes; Serinales; Debaryomycetaceae
Source: the annotation of a GenBank genome assembly